UGGUAAUUUUUCUUCUUUCUGUUGUUUAAACAGAAUCGGAAUACACGGCCAUUAUCGUCAAAAUAGCAGCCACCUGUCAACAACAAGAUGUAAUCUUUUCAGUGACAAUUAAUUUCGUAAACAAAAGUAAAGAGAGUAAAUCUUGUAUCUUAAAAAAUGCUUUUAGGAAAUAUAAUUCCCAUGACACAUGGUUUGAUGUUUAUGAUAUAACGGCAGAAGGACUAGAUGUACCUCAAAAUGUUCUAGAUAAUUUUGAAAAGGCAGCGCACAUUUCUGUACAGAAGAGUAUGGGUACAGAAACUUUUGAUGCUAGUCCCUAUGAUCAAAUUAAAAUUUUAACUGACUCUGAUCCAUCAUUAAAAUUUGUAACAAUUGAUGUUGAAACUGAGUUGACAACACAUUCAAAAGAUGAGCCAUCUACUAGUGCUACGGACAACAAUGCCUUCACUAUUCUCAUGACAUCACAAACAUUGAAAAUAAAGCCUCCUAAACUCUCGGAUGAAAAGUCUAACUUUACAGCUAAAAGCAGACUCUAUAAUGAUCUGAUUGAAGAUGCACAUGAGAUAGAAUUUCCAGCUUCUCUAGCAACAAGUGAAAUAACACGUCGUGUGAUGGUGAUUGUAGAUGCAUUGUGGUAUAUAGAUGGUAACCAUGAAAAAUAAAUCGCAAACUAGAAAA
Molecule: messenger RNA, 678 nt
Organism: Ruditapes philippinarum (Manila clam)
Lineage: Eukaryota; Metazoa; Mollusca; Bivalvia; Venerida; Veneridae
Exons: 2
Coding region: 288-662 (124 amino acids)
Source: RefSeq, a predicted model, not a curated record